AUGGAAUCCGUAUUUACCUCCUCCAUCGAGCCCAAGACAGCGGCGAUUGUAGCCACAACCGUCGUCGCGACGCUGUCCUUCCUGUCUCUUGCGCGGCUUGGCCUCUACCCAAAUUGGGGCACCGCGAUCCCUAACCCUCUUAAGACCAAGAUCUCCGCACUCACAAGCGAUGAGGUCAAGAAGCUUGCCUACCGUCCGGACCACUUCCCCGGGGCUCGAGACGUGGAUACACCAUAUGGCACAAUCCGCGUCUACGAAUGGGGUUCAACCACCGGCCCCAAGGUACUCCUCAUCCACGGCAUCAGCACAUCCUGCAUGACCCUCGGCCCCAUCGCGCACGCCCUCGCCGCCCGCGGUUGCCGCGUCAUGCUCUUCGACCUCUUCGGCCGUGGCUUCUCCGAUGGCGUCGGCGACCUCCCCCACGACACCCGCCUGUACACCACCCAGGUCCUGCUCGCCCUCGCCUCCUCCCCGCUGGCCUGGUCCGGCACCGACGCGGUCCGCGUCGUGGGCUACUCCCUGGGCGGCGCCGUCGCCGCCUCCUUCGCUGCCGCGUUCCCGCAUAUGGUCGAGAGCCUCGUCCUGCUCGCCCCCGCGGGCCUCAUCCGUGCCGAGAACUUUGGCGUCCUCGCGCAGGUCACAUUUCGCUCCGGUCUCGUGCCCGAGCGCAUCCUCGCCGCCGUCACGAGGAAGAGGCUGCAGAAGCCGCUGGCUAGCAAGCGCUCCAAUGCCGUCGAGGACGACGAGGACCCGGUCGAGAAGGUCAUUGACGUCGCGGCGGCCGAGGUGUCUGGCCCGCGCGGUAGCGGGGAGGAGGACCAGAGUGUCGAGCGCAAGGUGCGCGAGUACGUCCCCUGGAUGUGUGCGCACCACGAGGGGUUUGUAAAGGCCUUUAUGUCUUGCGUGCGGUGGGCGCCGCUCACGGGACAGCACGGGACGUGGCGAGUUCUGGGCCAGAGGAAGAAGGGAAGUACUGCGGUUUUUAUCGGGAAGGCGGACGAGAUUAUUGAUAUUGAUCAUUAUGCCAAGGAUGGCUUACCGUUGUUGGGCGGCGAGGAGAAUGUGACGUGGAAGGUCCUCCCUGGGGGCCACGACUUCGUGAUGACCAAGACGGAGGACAUUGUGCGCGAGUUGGAUGCUUUCUGGGGUCUGAAGGUGUAG
Colletotrichum orchidophilum is the source of this 1161-nucleotide messenger RNA. RefSeq lists its product as uncharacterized. Lineage: Eukaryota; Fungi; Ascomycota; Sordariomycetes; Glomerellales; Glomerellaceae. Bases 1 to 1161 code for a protein of 386 amino acids. Gene Ontology annotation, biological process: regulation of lipid storage. The record is from RefSeq and is a predicted model, not a curated record. The transcript is spliced from 2 exons. Gene Ontology annotation, cellular component: endoplasmic reticulum.